AUGACCACGCCAGCCGAGUCACUCCUCAACACCACCACCACAUCCCAGCGCCUGCUGGUCAUCAUCCUGGACUACCCGGAUUGCGGGCUCCCCGCCAGCCUCACCGAGGCCGACGUCCGUACAUUGUACCUGGGCCCGGGCCACGACGGCAACGGAGGUCUGGCACAAAAGUAUAGGGAUUGCUCGUAUGGCAAGUUCACGCUCAACAUCACGGCCUUCAGGGCAGUCCGUGUCCCGCACCUCUGCUCGGUGAUGGUUUCCAGCUCCUGUGCGGCCUGGGCGAUAUCCUUCCUGGCGGAAGCCGCCACGAGAGCACUCAUAGGCCCUACGGACUUUGCGUCAUUCACGCACUUCACAUACAUACUGCCUCCGGGGCUACGGGAGAGGUGCAACCAACCCCCUCUAAGCACUGCGUGGGAGGGACUGGCUCUUCUGCCCGGACGGAAGACCUGGCUGCAGACCUCAGCCUACGGUGUGUUUAGAUGGGCAACGGUCAUGCAAGAAGGUCUACAUAACUACGGCCUGUGGCACUCCUGGCGCAAUGAUAUCGAGUACAACGACUACUCGACAGCCAUGGGCCGCGGAGACGCCUGCCCCAACACCGCGGAGAUCGCCUACAUGGGCUGGGCAACACCAGCUGAGGGUGGCGAGCGGCUUGACAGUAGCAUGCUCGCACCUGGCAAAACCCUGUCCUUCACCAUGCCGGCCACCUACCUCACUGGCAGCAACAACCACCUACGCGUACUGCCCGACUGGUUGCUGAGUACCUACAGCGACGCUUCCCGCGGCAAAAACCUCUAUGUCGCUGUUCGUGUGGCCAAGAAUGCGGACGCCGCUCUGGGGCCGGAAUUUUCAUCCAAGAUCAGCAUACACGAAGUGAAUGCGGCUAUAGACAAUGCUCCAGAAGGCUUUGUAUCCAAGGACCCCCGGAUUCAGUUCAUAAAUUCGACUGGGCCCAUGUCCCGGCUAGCACUUGAUGCCUACCGGCUGGUUGUGUACGGCGGAUCCUGGGUCGGUACGGAUAUCCUCCGGGUGCACAUCUGCCGCUUCUUAUCAUUGCCCUCCGAGUGCCCCCCACUCAAUCGCCUCGAACCGGGGCCUCCCAGAUUUCCACUACCACCCAGCUCACCGCCUCCAUCCCCGUUGCCACCCAGCCCCCUGCCUCCAUCGGCAUCACCCAGCCCACCACCACGUCCAACCCAACCGCCAAGUCCAUGGCCGUCCAGUCCAUGGUCGCCGCAACGACGACCCAACCCACCACCUCCAUACCUGUUACCGCCCAGCCCAAUGCCGCCGUCGCCAGCACCACCCGUUCCACCGCCACCUUCGCGCCUGACGUUCCCUUCUCCACGGCCAUCGUCCCCACCUCCUCCCAGCCCACAAUCUUCAUCUCCAAUCUCGCCACCACCUCGUCCACCGCCAUCUUCACCGCGGCCGCCCAGCCCACUGCGUACAAGGCCACCACCGUCGAGUCCACCUAGUUUUCCCCCAACCCCCCAAUUUGCAACUGGUGAGUGUAAGCCCCAUCUAAGUAGUAGCCUAGCAUGCGUAGCGACUGAGUCAUCAUCAUCAAGUUCUGUCACAGUUUGUGGUCCAUUACUGCUCAUCGUCCCCUGA
Messenger RNA from Volvox carteri f. nagariensis, 1617 nucleotides. RefSeq names its product metalloproteinase, extracellular matrix glycoprotein VMP26 (gene vmp26). The transcript is spliced from 4 exons. NCBI's taxonomy places the organism in Eukaryota, Viridiplantae, Chlorophyta, Chlorophyceae, Chlamydomonadales, Volvocaceae. The record is from RefSeq and is a predicted model, not a curated record. The coding region runs from base 1 to 1617 and encodes 538 amino acids.